Molecule: messenger RNA, 1038 nt
Organism: Lathyrus oleraceus (garden pea)
Lineage: Eukaryota; Viridiplantae; Streptophyta; Magnoliopsida; Fabales; Fabaceae
Exons: 3
Coding region: 1-1038 (345 amino acids)
Source: RefSeq, a predicted model, not a curated record
AUGCGAGCUGCUACCGAGGCUGCAAAAGCUGCUACCGAGACUGCACAAAGGAUGGAGAGGGAGAUGAAUGCUUGGAAGGAAUUUAUGAUGAAGAAAUUUGACACUUCAACUUUUCUAGCUCCUACUUUGGAAGAAGUCGAGAGGAUCGUGGGUCUCAAGUUGAAAGAUUUUAAUCCGUUUCCAAAGCUCGAAGAAGAUAUGGGCCCAAAGAAGAUAACUUCGGCCCUAAGUAUCAAUGUCUCGACUGUUCGAGACAAUUGGGCUGAAAAAGGGGGUUGCAAAGGUUUUGCCGCGAUGUUUUUGGAAGAUUUAGCUCUAAAGUUCAAGAAAAGUGGAAAUUGGAAUGCAUUCUAUGUUGUGUUGGCUUUAUUGAUCCAUGGGAUUGUGCUCUUCCCAAAUGUUGAAAAAUUUGUGGAUCAAGUGGCCAUUGAAGUCUUUCUCUCUGGCAAUCCAGUACCAUUUCUCUUAGCUGACGUUUACUAUGCCCUUCACGCUCGACAUGAAAAGAGGGGUGGAGUGUUGUUGUGUUGUGCUCCGUUGCUUUACACUCGGUUCAUGCAACACAUGCCCGAAGAAGGUCCUUUUGUGGCAAAAGAACUUAAGUCUCCCCAGAAAUUAGCUUCUCUCACCGCAAGUUCCAUCAGAUGGUAUAUCCGAGAGUGGGAAACCCCAGACAUUAUAGGUUGCAUCAACUAUAACCCUAUGUUAUCUCGAUUACAACACGGUUACUCCAUGGAUGGUCCUCCUGACGCAAAGGACUUACAGCCAUUUGUGCUCUCUGACAUCCAAGCAAGCAAUCCUGAUGUAAGAGCAGUACGAAAGGCUUGGUUAAAGGUUGUAAGAAUGGGUAAAGAGUUUGGAAAGAGAAACAUUCUUGCCAAAGAACCUUACACGCAAUGGGUGAAAGAAAGAGUUGAGAAAAUCCAGUUGCCAUAUAUCUUAAAGGCUCCAGCUUUUCCUAAAACUCCUGAGCCCGAGCCCAUACUCCCUGAGGACAUGGAGAAACUCGUUACUAAUUUUAAGGAGCUCGAAGUGUAG